This is a messenger RNA of Diuraphis noxia (Russian wheat aphid), 1301 nucleotides long. RefSeq lists its product as uncharacterized. NCBI's taxonomy places the organism in Eukaryota, Metazoa, Arthropoda, Insecta, Hemiptera, Aphididae. The record is from RefSeq and is a predicted model, not a curated record.
UAUAAUUUAAACUUUAAUAACUGUUGUCUAGUUUAAAUUUAAUACAUCGAAAUAUUCGAAAUAUAUUUCAAAUGGCUUCGAAAAAGUGUCUGAAUUUAGCAAAAGUGAAAGACGAGUUAGUCGAUGGUGUAUAUAUCAGACCAUCAAAGAAAAAAAUAAUGACAUCGCAAAUCGUCACUAAUGACGAGCUAACAAAUUUGAUUCAAGAACGUUUGGCUAAUCGGCGUACUGGUGAACGUACAGAAUUUGCUAAUCAAUUAGCUAGAAAAUUAAUUAAAAAAUUGCAUGAUCAAGAUGUAAAGCUUCGAAAAACUAAUGGGAAAAAAAGAAGUGGGUUAGUUACUCAAAUUAUAGAUGAAAAAAGUGGUCACUUAAAUAUGGAAAGAGUUAAAGAAGAAGUUCUUUCUGAAUCUGAUUUAAUUGAUGAUUUUGAUGCAGAUAAUACACCACCUCCUAAGAAGCGUAACCCCCCUAAGAUGACUUGUAAAGAAAUGGCAAUGACUAUUAUAAAUUGCAAAAAAGUAUUAGAAGAUAAGACAACAUUAGAUAAAAAAGUUGCAAAUAAGUUUACAUGUGCUCUCAAGUCAAGAUUAGCUUAUAAAUUGAAAAAAAAACCAAAUAAUUCAAGUAAAUAAUUUAUUUUUAUUUUUCUGUGCUUAUCUUAUACUCUGUCCCACAAGAAAACAUGCUGAUAGAAUGAGUUACUCCAGCUGACUGUGCCAAAAAUUCACUUCAAGUGUAUUGAUAUCGCCUAUCAAAAAUAUCAAGCGGUAGUGCUACUGUUACCAUGCCACCAUYGACAUCUACUGACAAUCACAGUCAAUCUGUAAAGAUUUUGGUGAGAGAUGCGCAAAUCAGUUUUCAUUUUUCACAUGGCAUGUUCUCUCAUGAGACAGAGUAUAGUAUUUAAUUUAUUCAUAAAGUUGUAUACAUUGAGAUUUGAGAAUAUUUAUUUUCAUGAAAAUUUAUUAUUAAAUGGCAACCAAUAAGAAGUCCACUACUUAGGUAGUUACAAUUCUGUAAACAAACAUACACAACCCCUAAAAAUUAUGAUUCCCCUGGUUAAGCUUCUUUGGAGUUGGAAAAUAAUUUUUUAUUUAAUUGUAUUAUAUUUAAUAUACCCUAUUUAAAACCAACUUUAUACUGGUUUUAGUUACCUAACCAUGCCACUGCUCCAUGGUAAUAAAUGAUAGUGGGUUUAGGAAAAAUCUUUAGUUUACUAAGAAGUGUAUGUAAUUUUUUUUUGAAUUAUAUUUACUAUAUUUAUGUGAUGGCGUUAAAACGGUUUAAAAUUAAAUCGG